CCCUCCAUGAUAAAUACCACGUCGGUACCUCAGACGUCGUGAAGUUGACUUUGACCGUGGUUGAGUGAUUAUAUCGUCAGUUUAUGAUCAAUUGCUGUGUACAGUAUCCAAACGUGAUUCAUCACAAUGUCUGCCUUGACGAAAGGUGUUUAUAUUAUCGCUGCUAAGCGUACCCCAUUUGGCACAAUGGGAGGUAUAUUUGUGAACACAAAUGCAACAGAAUUGUCAGUAACUGCAUCAACUGCUGCAAUGCAGGCAGCAGGUAUACACCCAGAGAAGAUUGAUAGUGCUGUAUUUGGACAUAUCAUGGCAAACUCAUCCUCUGAUGGAACUUUCCUAGCAAGACAUGUUUUACUGAAAUCUGGAAUCCCAGUUGAUAAACCUGCGUACAGUGUGAACAGAUUAUGUGGUUCUGGUUUCCAAUCAAUAGUAAAUGGGGCUCAGAGUAUUUUAGCAGGAGAUUCAAAAAUCGUCUUAACAGGAGGUACAGAGAACAUGAGCCAAGCUCCUUUUGUUGUGAGAGGCAUUCGUUUUGGAACUGUUCUGGGACAGAAGUACGAAUUUGAAGAUUCACUCUGGCUCGGAUUAUUCGAUACUUAUUGCAAUUUACCUAUGGGUAUGACUGCGGAGAAACUGGGUGCCAAAUAUAACUUGAAGAGGGAAGAAGUUGACCAAUUCGCCUUGAACAGUCAACAACGCUGGAAAGCUGCCAAUGAUGCGGGCCGUUUCAAAGAAGAAAUAGCACCUAUUCAAGUGAAAGUUAAAAAGCAAGAUGUAACUGUUACGGUAGACGAACAUCCACGUCCGCAAACGACACUCGAGAGCCUUGCUAAAUUGAAACCAGUUUUCCAAAAAGAUGGAUUAGUCACGGCUGGUAGCGCAUCGGGUAUCUGUGACGGAGCAGGCGCUGUUAUUCUAGCUAGCGAAGAAGCCGUCAAGACAGAAGGAUUAAAACCAUUGGCACGUUUAAUAGGAUAUUCCAUCGUCGGCGUGGAUCCAAGUAUUAUGGGAAUUGGACCUGCACCAGCAAUCAAGAACUUGCUCAAAAUUACAGGCAAAUCUCUUAACGACAUAGAACUAGUGGAGAUCAACGAGGCAUUUGGAGCUCAAACUCUGGCUUGCGCAAAGGAACUUAAUCUAGACUUGAACAAAUUAAACGUGAAUGGCGGAGCCAUUGCUCUGGGACAUCCAUUAGCCGCUAGCGGUAGUAGAAUCACCGCUCAUUUGGUGCACGAACUUAAGAGACGAAAGGCUGGGAAACUAGGUAUUGGCUCGGCAUGCAUUGGCGGCGGCCAGGGCAUUGCCUUGAUGGUAGAGACACUGUAAUUAUUAAGACUGCCAAAAUUAAGUCGUGAUAUUUGUUAUAUGAACAAAAUCAAUGCAGUAAUGGUUUGCAGCAUUUAUUCUGCCCAUAUAUAAAAUUAUUGUUGAUCAUUAAAAUAAUCUCAUCGCAGUGAUCGAUGUUAAGUGGUAUUAUGAUGUCAAUAAUAUUUUUUGUCAUUUUUUUGUUCACUGUGAGCCAUGAGAUUGUAUAGGCGCAAAUAAUAUUAUAUACAAAAAGUUAUAUAUAUUUUUAUACAUAUAGCAAUUUAAUGCCGAAUAAAGCAAAACUGUUGGUAA
Molecule: messenger RNA, 1620 nt
Organism: Odontomachus brunneus
Lineage: Eukaryota; Metazoa; Arthropoda; Insecta; Hymenoptera; Formicidae
Gene: yip2
Product: 3-ketoacyl-CoA thiolase, mitochondrial
Exons: 8
Coding region: 127-1326 (399 amino acids)
Biological process (GO): fatty acid beta-oxidation
Molecular function (GO): acetyl-CoA C-acetyltransferase activity
Source: RefSeq, a predicted model, not a curated record